Pristis pectinata (smalltooth sawfish) is the source of this 4294-nucleotide messenger RNA. RefSeq names its product low density lipoprotein receptor-related protein 8, apolipoprotein e receptor (gene lrp8). NCBI's taxonomy places the organism in Eukaryota, Metazoa, Chordata, Chondrichthyes, Rhinopristiformes, Pristidae. The transcript is spliced from 19 exons. Gene Ontology annotation, molecular function: calcium ion binding; protein binding. The record is from RefSeq and is a predicted model, not a curated record. Bases 144 to 2879 code for a protein of 911 amino acids.
GGGGGUUGUGAUGUGAUUGCGCUUAACUUUACGUUCCUCCUUCUAAGUCUUACGUCGGGAGCUGCCGUUUGGCUUCGCUCCUACAGAGAACCGUGAUAUUUAGGGCGAGAGGUUGCAGCAUCAGGGGAUGAGCGAAAGAGACAAUGUGGAUUCUUUCGUUCGCGUUGUUAUUAUUGAAUUUGCACGUGGUUGAAGGUACUCGGCUGCACUGUGACGUGGGUCAAUUUCAAUGCAGGAACAAUCGGUGCAUCUCGUUACUCUGGCGCUGCGAUGGAGACGACGACUGUAUGGACAACAGUGAUGAGGACAACUGCCCCAAGAAAACCUGUGCAGCAACGCAUUUUACCUGUGACAAUGGAGAAUGCAUCUCGGGGGACUGGCGCUGUGAUGGAGAAGAAGAAUGUACGGAUGGUUCGGAUGAGGCAGCCGAAUUGUGCAAUAAAGUUACGUGCCCACCUGACACAUUUGGCUGUUCCAGAAACAGAUGCAUCCCACUUUCGUGGCAGUGUGACGGUCAGAAGGACUGUGGAAAUGGGACCGACGAGUUGCAUUGUGCAGAUGAUAAGAAGACCUGCUCACCCAAUGAAUUCUUAUGUAAAAAUGAAAAGUGCAUUGCCAUGAUGUUUGUAUGCGACGGGGAUGACGACUGUGGCGAUGGCACAGAGGAGCAGGACUGCUCUCCGCCCACCUGUGGAUCCCAUGAGUUCCAGUGCAACAGCUCUACAUGCAUCCCUGAACUGUGGGCCUGUGACAGUGAUCCAGACUGUCCCGACGGCUCGGACGAGAGUGUGGAGAGUUGUGGCCAUUCGGCAACACAGAAACCUACAGACUCUUGUUCAGCAAGUGAGUUUCAGUGCACAAAUGGCGAGUGCAUCCACCUCAACUGGAAAUGUGACGGAAGCAUAGACUGCAAGGACAAAUCAGAUGAAAUUGGUUGUCCAAAGGUAACUUGCCAGCCCGAUGAGUUCCAGUGUGGCGAUGGGAGUUGCAUUCAUGGAUCCAAACAGUGCAACCAAGUCUUUGACUGCCCAGACCGCAUUGACGAGCUAGACUGCAAGAAUGUGACCCCUUGUAGAGGACAUUUGAAGUUUUUCUGUGGGAGUGGAGAGUGUAUUGAUUCGAAGAAAGUAUGUGACUCUCACAAGGACUGCAAAGACUGGUCAGAUGAACCACUUAAAGAAUGUGGUUUAAAUGAGUGCCUGACCAACAAUGGUGGCUGCUCCCACACGUGUAGAGACUUGAAGGUCGGAUAUGAAUGCGAAUGCCCAGCCGGAUACGCACUGUUAGACUCAAAGACAUGUGGAGAUAUAAAUGAAUGUGAAGAUCCAGACCAAUGCAGCCAGAUCUGCACGAACAUUAAAGGAGGGUACAAGUGCACCUGCUUCCAAGGUUAUGAGAUGGAUCCAAUGACCGAGAGUUGUAAAGCAGUGGGCAAAAGCCCUGCUGUGCUCUUCACUAACAGCCAUGAUAUCAGAAUGAUUAAUUUGUUGAAGAAAGAAUAUACUCGUCUUGUGUCUACACUAAAGAAUGUGGUCUCCCUUGAUGUGGAUGUUGAAGAAAAUAAAAUAUAUUGGAUUGACCUCUACUACAAAGUGAUCUAUAGUGCACCUUUGGAUAAAGGCAGUGAUCCUAGCCAGCAUAUCCAUCUGAUUGAGCAUGGCCUCCAAAUUCCUGAAUGCUUAGCAAUAGAUUGGAUUCACAAAAAUAUAUAUUGGACAGACUCUGGUACCAGGUCUAUCUCUGUGGCCACUGUAGAUGGAACCAAAAGAAAGACCCUUAUCAGUACUGAGCUUGAGAAUCCCCGAGCCAUCGCAGUCGACCCAAUUCGAGGGUUCAUGUAUUGGUCUGACUGGGGCAGCCCUGCAAAGAUCGAGAAAGCUGGACUAAAUGGGGUUGAUCGUCAAUCACUUGUCAAGGAAAACAUUGAAUGGCCAAAUGGAAUCACUUUAGAUUUACUGAACCAGCGCUUGUAUUGGGUCGACUCCAAACUGCACCAACUGUCCAGCAUUGACCUGAAUGGUGGCAACAGAAAAACAUUACUGUUCUCAGAAGAAUACUUGACUCACCCAUCUGCACUUGUGGUGUUUGAGGACAAGAUUUACUGGACUGACAAUGAGCAUGACUCUAUUUACUGUGCAAAUAGACUGACUGGGAGAGAUGUUAUGUUACUUGCAAAUAAUCUGAACAAUGUACAUGACAUUGCUGUUCUUCAUGAACUAAAACAACCCAAAGCUAUGAAUUUUUGUGUACAUGGUGGUACACCAAAAGGAGGGUGCCAAUAUCUCUGUUUGCCUGCUCCCCAAAUCAGCAACCACUCUCCAAAGUACACAUGUGCCUGCCCUGAUGAUAUGGAACUUGGGCACGACAUGAGGAAGUGUUACAGAGUUGGAGGGCUUCCCUCCGUGACCAGCAACAACUCAACUCCAAAAUCUGACGCCCCUUUCUCCAGUGUAUGGGUUCCUGCUGAUAAAACCACCCCAGCUGGUACAGUGGUUCUGAAUGGUAUUGUCACGGGAGACCCACGAUGGCAUUCCCCUUUUGAGGCAAACAGCACUGAUGCAGACAGCUUGAUUCACAGUAACAGUUCCUCACAGCUAUCAGACAACCAGGGAGAAGGCAAGAAGUCAACUUCAACCGAUGCUAUUGUGGGAACUGUCACUCCUAUAGUGAUCAUUAGUUUGGUCUGCCUGGGAAGCUUCCUGAUAUGGAGGAAUUGGAGAAAGAAGAACACUAAGAGUAUGAACUUUGACAAUCCAGUCUAUAGGAAAACUACAGAAGAGGAGGAAAUGGAGGAGACCCACAUUGGAAGGAAUGGGCAGAUUGGCCAUGUGUACCCUGCUCGUGUUGCUCUCAGUAUGGAGGACGAUGGAUUACCCUGAGACAAGCUGUGUCACAUCCACUUGACCGGCAGGUUCCCCACAACAAAUGGUGCAGCAGCUGUACUAGUCAAGAUUGGACGCCCAAUCACCAGAUGUAAAAUUUCUAACAUCUAAAAGAUGUGUAUUUUUGUAUUAGCAAAUCAUUUUAUACUAUACAUGAAACAAAAAUUGGACUUUUUUUUGCACUGAAGAUAGAACCCUAGAAAGAAAUGACACUGGCCAUGAGUCAACUCAAAUUCCUUACACUUGUAUAUAAUUGUUCUGCUGCACUUGCACGCAAAGCCUCUUCAAAGCUAUAUUUAUACAGUUUUGUAAAUAGUCUUAACAGUGCUAGUUGCAGUUUGAAGUUUUGCAGAGAGCUUAAUUUGUUGAAGCUCCCCAUUGGCAUAAACUACACAGGAUAGAAAGAAAAAAAAUAGGUAUUUAUUUAUGGAUUUAUUUCCUGGACAAACUUGGUUAUGUACAUAUGAAGUGAAGUAGAAAAUAUUUUACUGCUGAUGCAUUUUGCCUUUUCUGUACAGUGGAGCCUUAUUUGCGCAUAUGUUUAUACAAGAGGGGAAUGUAUUUAUAAAACUGGGGAAUAUGUAGAUGCUUGCUGCUUCAUGUAUUUGCUUCACAUUGUCCGACUGGCAAAGCAACUUUCUUUUAAGGAACAAACUAGAUUGAGCAGCUAUAAGUGAAUUCUUGCUGCCAAUUUGCUCUGCUAUUUAUUUAAUCUUUUCAAAACUCUACACUUUUUUUUGUAGUUCUGUUGCUAUGUUCAAAAUUUUUCAUUUCGCAACUUAAAUGUAGCUCUUCUGAUACUUGAAUGGAGAAUGGAAUAAACCUGGUAUGAGACUGAGCCUCCUUUGGGAGGAGAGGGGGGAAAAAAAUCAAUCAUGAUCUGUUCACAGUGAGUACUGUCAGAAACUGCAAUUGUGGAACUCGUACAGUUCUCCCAAAGAUAAGGCUCACACGUAAAGAAUGGAAAUAUGUUGGAAGGGUAGUAGCUCAGUACCCUCAAGGGAUGUUUGAAAGGAAAAUGCAAGGAAGAAACAAAUUUAGUAUAAAAAGUGUACAUAUUGGAGCUACAGUACAGAUCAAGUAAAAGUCUGCCUUUUGAGUAACUGUAAGACUGAUUUCCUUAAAAAUAGCCAAAGGUUUUGUAAGAGAUGCAUUAAAAUGGUUUUCAUUUCUAAACCUGAUGCAAUAUUUUUCUGAGAUGAGGUGGAAAUCUAUCAAAUUUGCUAUCUGGUUUCCCUGUAUAUUUGUAAUAUUUGCUCUGUAUUGAUGUUUAGAGGGGGAUUUUGGUUGUGUUUUUAUCUUGACCAGGAUAUAUUGUAAACCAGAUUUCUAUGGCUCGUAUUUGUAUUAAAUUUGAAGUUGGUAACCUAAGUUUAAGAAAAUUAAAAUAGUCACCUAGUAUAUACCUGGCU